This is a messenger RNA of Pipistrellus kuhlii (Kuhl's pipistrelle), 3915 nucleotides long. RefSeq names its product TBC1 domain family member 2B (gene TBC1D2B). The coding region runs from base 39 to 2912 and encodes 957 amino acids. The record is from RefSeq and is a predicted model, not a curated record. The transcript has 13 exons. NCBI's taxonomy places the organism in Eukaryota, Metazoa, Chordata, Mammalia, Chiroptera, Vespertilionidae.
GCGCGGGGCCGGCGGCGGCAGUGGGCGCGCGGCGGGCGAUGCCGGGGCCCCGCGCGGACGAGGGCGGCGGCGGCGGCGGGGCCGAGGCCGCGGGGCCGGCGCGGGAGCCGGCGCGCCUGUGCGGCUACCUGCAGAAGCUGUCGGGCAAGGGCCCGCUGCGCGGCUACCGCAGCCGCUGGUUCGUGUUCGACGCGCGGCGCUGCUGCCUCUACUACUUCAAGAGCCCGCAGGACGCGCUGCCGCUCGGCCGCCUGGACAUCGCGGGCGCCUGCUUCAGCUACGACGGCCCCGACGAGGCGGCCGAGCCCGGCGCCGAGCCGCCCGCGCACUUCCAGGUGCACAGCGCGGGCGCCGUCACCGUGCUCAAGGCCCCCAACCGCCAGCUGAUGACCUACUGGCUGCAGGAACUGCAGCAGAAGCGCUGGGAGUACUGCAACGGCCUGGACAUGGUCCAGGGGGCCGGCCGCAUCUCGCCCCCCCCGGGGGACGGCUCCCGGGGCCUCGUGGCCAGGGGCGCCCCAGACUUCCUGUACCCGCACCCCAACGCCUCCGCAGAGAAAGCCCGGACCGUCCUCGCCACGGACACGGCCCCCGGAGAGCUGGUGGGGGAGCAGGCCGCCAGCCAGCCCGCCCCGGGGCCCCCCAGCUCCAUCAACUUCUCUCUGAGGCAGUGGGGCGCCGAGCUCAGGAAUUCCAUGUCCUCCUUCCGGCCGGGAAGGGGCCAGGACAGCCGGAAGAGCGUGUUCUACACGCAGGAGGAGUGGGAGCUGCUGGACCCCAGCCCCAAGGACCUGGAGGAGUCGGCGUCGCAGGAGGAACGGCGGAGGCAGGCGCCGGAGGGGGGCAGAGGCGGUGCGGGCUCCGGGUUCCUCUUCGACCUGGGCCGUGUCCCCUACAAAGGCAGGCGCCCCCUGAGGGACAUGAUCGGGUCGUACAAGAGUCGCCAUGGCAGCGGGGACCAGGCCCCCGAGGGGACGCCCGGGGCGCCGGGCGCCGGGGGCGCCAGCCGGGCCUCGGACCCGGACCUGCAGCAGCAGGUGCAGAGCCAGCAGGAGGAGCUGGAGCAGCUGCGCAAGGAGCUGUCCAGCCAGAAGGAGCUGGUGCGGCUGCUGCAGCAGACGGUGCGCUCCUCGCAGUACGACAAGUACUUCGCCGGCAGCCGGCUGUGCGACGGGGCCGCCCCGGACACGCUGGCGCUGCUGCACCAGAAGGACGAGCAGAUCCUGGGCCUGACCCGGCAGCUGGACCGGCUGGGCCUGGAGAAGGAGAGCCUGCAGCAGGAGGUGCGCACGCUCAAGGCCAAGGUGGGCGAGCUGAGCGAGCAGCUGGGCAUGCUCAUGGAGACCAUCGGGGCCAAGGACGAGGUCAUCAUCAAGCUGUCGCGGCAGCUCAGCGAGGGCGAGGGCCGCGCCGCCUCCCCCGGCCCGCCGCCCGGCUCCCCCUCCGCCAGCCGGGACCAGCAGGAGCUGGACAGGCUGAAGGAUAACCUGCAGGGGUACAAGACCCAAAACAAGUUUCUCAACAAGGAAAUCUUGGAGCUCUCGGUGCUGCGGAGAAACGCGGAGAGGAGGGAGAGGGACCUGAUGGCCAAGUACGCCAGCCUGGAGGCCAAGCUGUGCCAGGUGGAGAGCAAGUACCUGAUCCUCCUGCAAGAGCUGCAGACGCCCGUGUGCGCCGAGGAGCAGGGCCCCAACCGCGAGGUCAUCGCGCAGCUGCUGGCCGACGCGCUGCAGGUGGAGGGCCCGGAGCAGCCGGAGCAGGCGCUGCUGAAGCCGCGGCUCGUCAGCGAGUAUGACAUCUACGGGUUCCGGACGGUGCCCGAGGACGACGAGGAGGAGCGGCUGGUGGCCAGGGUGCGGGCGCUGGACCUGCGGGGCCUGACGCUGGCGGAGACCCAGGAGGCGUCCACGGGCGUCAAGUGGGAGAACUACCUGGCGGGCACCGUGACGCGGGAGAUGGCGCGCUCCCCGGAGCUGAAGGCGCUGGUGCGCGCGGGCGUGCCGCACGAGCACCGCUCCAAGGUGUGGCGCUGGUGCGUGGACCUGCACACGCGCAAGCUGCGCGAGGGCGCGGCGCCCGGCUACUUCGCGGCGCUGCUGCGCGCGGCGCUGGAGAAGCAGAACCCGGCCUCGCAGCAGAUCGAGCUGGACCUGCUGCGCACGCUGCCCACCAACCGCCACUACGCCGGGCCCGCCUCCGACGGCAUCCCGCCGCUGCGCAACGUGCUGCUGGCCUUCUCCUGGCGCAACCCCGACAUCGGCUACUGCCAGGGCCUCAACAGGCUGGCGGCGGUGGCCCUGCUGUACCUGGAGCAGGAGGACGCCUUCUGGUGCCUGGUGGCCAUCGUGGAGGUGUUCAUGCCGCGGGAUUACUACACCAAGACGCUGCUGGGCUCCCAGGUGGACCAGCGCGUGUUCCGGGACCUGAUGAGCGAGAAGCUGCCGCGGCUGCACGCGCACCUGGAGCAGCACCGCGUGGACUGCACGCUCAUCACCUUCAACUGGUUCCUGGUGGUCUUCGUGGACAGCGUGGUCAGCGACGUGCUCUUCCGCAUCUGGGACGCCUUCCUGUACGAGGGCCCCAAGGUCAUCUUCCGCUUCGCGCUCGCGCUGUUCAAGUUCCGGGAGGAGGAGAUCCUCCGGCUGCAGGACUCCAUGUCCAUCUUCAAGUACCUGCGCUCCUUCACCCGCUCCAUCCUGGACGCCCGGAAGCUGUUCGCCAUCGCCUUCGGGGACCUGAACCCCUUCCCGCUGCGCCAGAUCCGCAACCGGCGCGCCUUCCACCUGGAGAAGGUGCGGCAGGAGCUGUCGGAGCUGGAGGCCAUCCGCCUGGACUUCCUGCGCGAGCGCGACGCCGCCGCCGCCGCCCGGCCCGACAAGGGCGCGCUGGUCAGCGACGAGGAGGACACCUGAGCCCGGGCCCCCGGCCCGACCGGCCGACCGAGCGACCGGCCGACCGAGCGACCGGUGCCCGGCCCGACAAGGACGCGCUGGUCAGCGACGAGGAGGACACCUGAGCCCGGGCCCCCGGCCCGGACCGGCCCUGGCACACCUCCUCCUUCCCCGACCGGCCGACCGAGCAACCGGCCGACCGAGCGACCUGUGCCCAGCCCGCGGCUCCCGGGGCCUGUUCGCAGCCUCUUCCCGCCGCUCCGACGGACCGACCGACCAACCGACCGGUGCACGGCGGGCGGCUCCCGGGGCCUGUUUACAGCGAGGCCCGAGUGUGGGGUCUGCGCCCCCGAACCCCGCGUGGGCGCCCCGUGCGGGGCUCGCAGUGAGGUCCGGGCGAGGAGCGGCUGCAGGAACCCCGCUGCCUGGGGGCCCCCCGCCCGCACCGGCUCCUCCCCCCGCCCGCACCGGCUCCUCCCGGCCUGGGGCCCCCCCGCCCGCACCGGCUCCUCCCGGCCUGGGGCCCCCCCGCCCGCACCGGCCCCUCCCGGGCGCCCGGCCUGAGCGCCUCCGUGGGUUCGGGGACUCAGGGGCUCGGUCCGGGGCGCGGGGCGCUGUUGGGGCCGGUGAGCCGGGCCCCCCCCCAGGCGGCCGCACGGACCAGGGCGGCUGGGAGACGCGUUCCCUCCGGCUGGGUGUUUGGGGUCCCCGCCCCCCGCCCCGGCCACAUGCGGGGGGCCCUGCGCGGGGCGGCCAGUGGGGUCUGGGCGUGCGGAGGGGGCGGGCCCGGCCCGGGAUUGGGGUCCCCCUGCCCUGAGCCACACACCCCCCCUCCCGCGCCCUGUGUCCGUCACUACAGCUUCUAUUUUCAUAGCCGGGUCACGCGUCCCGACGGCAGCCCUGUUUGUACCCGGUCACGGGUGCAGACCCCCAGCGUGCGGGGCACCUUCCCGUCCGCUCUGGCGGUUUGUAUGGAAAGGAAAAUACACGUUUGUACCACGUCCUCACCUGAGAUGCGUCACUG